Molecule: messenger RNA, 477 nt
Organism: Nezara viridula (southern green stink bug)
Lineage: Eukaryota; Metazoa; Arthropoda; Insecta; Hemiptera; Pentatomidae
Source: the annotation of a GenBank genome assembly
AUGACCAUAAUGAUUCCAUAUGUUUCCGAUAUAUGUCAAUCCAGAUACCUAUCCUUCCAUAAUAAACUUCUGAACCAUCCAAACUCUCUUCUUUCCAACAUUGCUUCCUCUUCUAUUCCUGAUAAUCCUCCGAGGCGUCUGAAAAGAAGACGGCGAAGCCUGGAGACCGACUCUGAGGAGGAGGAGCGGCCUGCUCGGAACGCAGCGAACGCCAGAGAACGCGCGCGGAUGAGAGUGCUCUCGCGAGCGUUCAGCAGACUGAAGACUACCCUGCCCUGGGUCCCGCCCGACACCAAGCUGUCCAAGCUGGACACGCUGCGCCUCGCCACCAGCUAUAUCGCGCACCUGCGCAGGGUCUUGGGGGCUGGCCAGCCGCAGCCUUCUCUGCCUCACCCGCAAAUGUUCUCCAACGGUGUAGACCUAAAGCGUUUCGGUCGAGGCCUCCUUCGCAUUCCUCCACCACCUGGCUUUCCGUAG